Messenger RNA from Oncorhynchus keta (chum salmon), 1562 nucleotides. RefSeq names its product sorting nexin-20. The coding region runs from base 130 to 1086 and encodes 318 amino acids. Gene Ontology annotation, molecular function: phosphatidylinositol phosphate binding. NCBI's taxonomy places the organism in Eukaryota, Metazoa, Chordata, Actinopteri, Salmoniformes, Salmonidae. Gene Ontology annotation, biological process: protein transport. The transcript is spliced from 3 exons. The record is from RefSeq and is a predicted model, not a curated record. Gene Ontology annotation, cellular component: early endosome membrane.
AUGUCAACAACCUUAGUUAUACCGAGUGUGUGUUUGUGUGCGCUUGUUUGUGCAGAGCUAGCAGCUGAUUUCGGACUGAGUAUUUCACUCAUCUUCCCCAGAACUAUUACUGUAUGCUGACAAGCCCGGAUGGCGGAGAGGGCAGUGCCACAAGAGAACACAGGGAUCAAUACAGGGAUCCAACAGUCCAAUGAUCCAUACCCUGAAGCCACAGCUGAGAGCCUGGACCUUGAGGAUUCGCAUCAACAGGGUGCGUGUGUGUAUGACCUGUGUCCAGGCCCCAGUUCAUCCUGUAUGACCACCAAAGAGCUGCAGCAGCACUGGGGCGCGGUGAAACACAGACUGAAGCCGGUCAAGCUGUUGUUUGAGAUUCCUUCUGCACGCACCAUAGCGCAGCACCUGUCCAAAUACGUUGUGUACCAGAUCGUGUUGAUCCGGUCAGGCAGCUACGACUCCAAGCGCGUGUCUGUCGAGCGUCGCUAUAGCGACUUCAUCCACCUCCAUCAGCAGCUCCUUGAAGACUUCAGCGAGGAGCUUGAGGAGGUCAUACUUCCCCGGAAACUCCUAACUGGAAAUUUUAACCCCGAGACCAUCUGGGAACGCCGCCUGGCUCUGCGGGACUACCUGGCCCAGCUCUAUGCAGUCCGUUGCGUCCGACAUUCCCACCACUUCCUGGAUUUCUUCACUGAGCCCGAGCAAAGACGAGCGCACGGCCUGCUCCGAGCAGGGCAGUUUGGGCCAGCUGUCGCUCUACUAGAGACUGUCCUGGAGCUUCAGGAGAAGAUGGGAGGGUGGCAGAGUCCUGUUCUGCUGGUGCCUACGCUGUGUGCCCUCACAGUGUGCCAGAGAGACCUGGAAGAGCCGGAGUCUGCGUUCACCAUGGGCCAGAGGGCGCUGCCCACGGUAAGGCGCUAUGGGCUGAAGCGCUAUAGAGGGCCACUGCUGGAGAUGAUGGUGGAUCUGGGAUACCAGUUAGGGCGACCUGUGGCUCAGCUGCAGGAGGAGUUGGUUCAAGUUAGGGAUGCAGAGAGGGGACUGGUGUCUUUUCGCUCCCUUAAGGAGUUGGUGGUGCAGGAGUUUACCUAGGCCUGAUUCAGUUGAGAUAAGCAUGCACAACUUUAAAUUAUCCAAUGACAUCAAUAGGGGUUUUGCAAACACUUCCACUGGUGAGAACAUGUCCUUUAAAGUAUAGACUUUAUUCAGGAAUUCUACACCUAGCCUUCUUUACCAGGGUUGAGCCAAUUCCAUUUAAAUUCAAUCAAUUCAGGAAGUAGAAAUUCCAAUUCAAGGGUCUUUUCAAUAACAUUUAUGAACAUGUAAAUGCAGACAUGUCCCCCUGCCCCACCCAACUGUUUUCUUUCAAAACUGUAUUUUAAUAAUGAAAGGUACAACUUACAUUUUCCCACUUACACCACCAGGGUCUUAACAUAUAUAUAAGUAUCAAUCAAAAGUGUAGACACAACAACUCAUUCAAGGGUUUUUAUUUGUACUAUUUUCUACAUUGUAGAGUAAUAGUAUAUACAUCACAACUAUGAAAUAACACAUAUGGAAUCAUAGUACCC